UCAAAUUUUCCCCCUGCUUCUUCAGAAGAAUUCACGAGUGCUUCCCGGAGUGUUAAGCCUGGCCUAGUAUGCUGUGGCAUUGUAAGCGCAUGGACGUGGAGCGCUACGCUUCUACAAUCGAGCACUGCCGCAUAUACAUUCGGUAAGAAUUUUUUUCACGUCACGGUCCUUGGUGCGUAUCUUUUAGGACUCGUGGCUACAUUGUGGUAUGGUGUCGGUGGCACCAUUCAGGUUGCUAUUUUUGGCAUGGUUGCCUCCAAGGUAAAGCAGAAUGCCAACGGUGCCCAUACCUUUCUUGAGAUUGUCAAGACGCGAUUCGGAACAAGUGCUCACAUUCUCUUCACAUUUUAUGGAUUUCUGUGUAUCUUAUUGGUCUGCGGGUCUCUGCUACUUGGAGGCUCUGCGACUGUUAGCGCCUUGACCGGCAUGAACACCAUCGCGGCAUGCUUUCUUCUCCCUAUUGGAAUUGCCAUCUAUGUCAUAUUUGGUGGUCUCCGCGCGACAUUCAUCUGUGACUGGAGUCAUACCAUUAUCUUGUUCAUUAUUAUCUACAUAUUCGUAUUCCGAGCAUACGGAACAUCACCCGCCAUUGGUAGUGUCUCCAGACUCUACGAUCUCUUAGAACAGGCUAGCAUCGACACUCCAGUGGUAGGUAACGAAGGGGGGAGCUACUUGACCAUGAAAUCGAACCAAGGCCUUGUGUUUGGUGCUGUCGCAAUUCUUUCUGGUUUUACUGGAGUCUUCUGUGAUCAAGGUUACUGGCAAAGGGCGAUAGCAAGUCAUCCAGAGUCGACCACCAAGGCAUACAUGCUUGGUGGUAUUUCUUGGUUUGCUGUUCCAUGGGCAUUUGCAUCUUGUCUCGGUCUGAGUGCUCGCGCUCUUCUGACCAAUGCAAGUCCUCCGAAUUUUCCCACUUAUCCUUCUCCGCUUUCUCCAAGUCAGACUAGCGCAGGUCUUGCAGCUCCUGCUGCGGCCGCUGUGCUCAUGGGAAAGGGCGGCGCGAUCACCGUGCUUCUUGUAGUAUUUAUGGCUGUGACUUCAGCUGCUAGUGCUGAGCUCAUCGGCGUAUCCAGUCUAUUAAUGACCCCGUACAUUAGCAUAUACCGGACGUAUUUCCGCCCCAAUGCCACCGGAGACGAGAUAGUGAGGGUAUCUCACUACUUCAUAUGUUUCUGGGCUGUCUGGAUGGGCGGUUGGGCGACUAUCCUGAAUGCUGCUAACAUCGACCUUGGAUGGUUAUAUUAUGUUCAAGGCUGCAUACUUUGUCCUGCAGUUAUUCCCAUUGGACUUACUGUUUCGUGGUCUAAGCUUACAAAGGCAGGCGUUUUCUGUGGUGCUAUAGGCGGUGCACUUUUCGGAAUGUUGGCUUGGAUGAUCGGAUGCUGGAAGAUAUACGGUCAAAUCAACAUCACUAACCUUGCAGAACCAUACUCAGCCCUAUGUAGUACCCUCACGGGGCUAUUUUUCUCUGGGAUUCUGACAGUAGGGGUAUCGCUCUUGAACCCUGCUGACUAUGACUUCUCGGGCACUCGAGCCAUCGCCACCAUAGAAGAUGCAAACGAAAGUAACAUUUCGGGUGAUGACACUCGAAACAGAGCAUCAGACACCGAAUCACAGAACGAGAAAAGAGCUACGAGUGAAAAGGAGUUAUCGAUAAAACAGGGUUUUGUCAACAUCAUGGAAACCAGGCUAGAGAAGGAUGAGGAAUCACGCAUCAGAUCUCUCAAGACAGUGUUCAGGAAGGCGCUUAUAUAUUCGUCGAUUUUGACAUUGAUUGUCGUCAUACUUGUCCCAAUGCCCUUGUUCUUCUCUCAUUAUGUCUUCAGCAAGAAGUUCUAUACCUUCUGGACAGCCUGUUCGAUUAUAUGGGCACUGGCGAGCGGGACAUUUUGCAUCAUCUUACCCUUGUGGGAGUCCAGAGUUGAGAUUGGUACGAUAUUGGGUUCAGCUUAUAGAUCGAUCUACAAAUAG
Molecule: messenger RNA, 1971 nt
Organism: Suillus bovinus
Lineage: Eukaryota; Fungi; Basidiomycota; Agaricomycetes; Boletales; Suillaceae
Product: Na+/solute symporter
Exons: 22
Biological process (GO): urea transmembrane transport
Cellular component (GO): plasma membrane
Molecular function (GO): urea transmembrane transporter activity
Source: RefSeq, a predicted model, not a curated record